GCAGGGCGGGGUGCUCUGCUGGGAUGCACCGUCCUCAGUCUGUGUGAGACCCCUUUCUUCUUUGGCUUAUUUACUCCAGUUAUUCUUGAUGCCUGGUUCACUCACAUCCCUCCCCGGAAGUAUCCCUCCUUUUCCUUCUGUGUCGCUUUUCUGUUGGUGUUCUUGUCCUUUCUUGCUUCUCUAGAUUCCAGAUCAGUGUCUCUCAUCAUUUGGUGACUUGUCACCUCGUGUCAGCCAUGUGUUGUCCAGCCUGUCACUUUGGUGAGGUCGAAUCCAACUGUUUGUUGUUACCUUUUGUUUUGUGCUUCCAGGGCAGGGGGGGAGUUUGUGUUUGGGGUUUUAUUUUCAUAAUUUUUUUCCCCACCCCCGGGCCCAAAGACAGUUUUCUUCACUUAUUGGCUCUAGACUCCUCGUUUCCCCUGUAGGUCUUUAAUUGCCCUUUGUUUACAACAUGAGGCAAGUAUCCGAACUGAUUGUUCUUCCUCCAGCGAGGAGUUGCCCUGGUAUCGUGUUUGAGAUGGUCUUACCCCUUCCCAUUGCCACUUGGCACCCCCGUGGCCUGCAUUGAGAGGCUCCGAGAGGGGCCCUGGCCCGUCCCUGGGGGCUGGUGCCCACUCUCAGAUUUGGAGGGGUGGGGCGGAAAGGUGGGUGCCCUUUCAUUUCAGAACUGUCCUGCCUGUCGGGGGACCUUUAUUUCUCCGCUGGGUUCUAGAAGGAUUCUUCUUCUUUGGUCAAAUUCCUCCAGAACAAAAAAGGCUGGUGUUUUUAUUAUACACUGUAAUUUAUUAAGUAAGUUUGGGUGGGUUGGCUUUUUACAGUGCUUAGUCACCCUCCACAGACUUGGUCCAUUUCCCCCUUUCUUUGGAUUUUCCCUUGAGCUUUUGACAGAAGGUGAACGUUUUCUCUUCUGAGUCUCGUCUCCUCUUUGCUUGAUUCACCCAGAGAAACCUGUAGCCUCUGUUAGUGUGUGCUCUUUCGGCCGCCGCUGAUUCUUCCAGUUUGUGGGGAUUUUUCCGUGGAUGACCAUGUGGUCUGCAGAAGAUGACCCUCUCAUCCUCGUGUGUCCCCUCUCCUCUCCUUUCCGGUUUUUCCUCUUGGCUGCCGGCCUGGCAGUUGGGGGGGGGGGCGUGCUUCCCUCCCAGCAUGCAUGGCCCUUGUCGUCAGCACCCCUCUCCCGCUGUCCGCCUGCAUUGUGGGUAAGUGGGGAGUGGCUUUUAAGAGCAUCUUGAGUGCCAUCCCUGCAGGCUUGGUGGUGGCUGUGGUCAAGAGGUUUUUAAGUUGCUCUCCAGACUCAUUUGAGGAAAGGAUCAGCUGGGUCUUUCUGCGGGGGCAGUGGUAGCAGAGGCGCCAGGCGCCAGGAUCACUUUAAACCCUGCUGAGUUCCUUUCUCAGCGCCAGGGCCAGAUGCCUACCCAGUCCUGGGGGGCCCUUUGAGCCCCUAGCACAUGCCCUCAUGUCCACCUGUUUCCUUUCUCCCCAGAACGUGCUGGCUAAGGCCCUCUAUGACAACGUGGCCGAGUCCCCGGAUGAGCUCUCCUUCCGCAAGGGCGACAUCAUGACAGUGCUGGAGCGGGACACACAGGGCCUGGAUGGCUGGUGGCUCUGCUCGCUGCAUGGGCGCCAAGGCAUCGUGCCUGGGAACCGCCUCAAGAUCCUGGUGGGCAUGUACGACAAGAAGCCAGCAGGACCUGGCCCCGGCCCACCCACCACCUCGGCCCAGCCCUCACCUGGCCUCCAUACCCCGGCUGCCCAGUACACACCCAUGCUGCCCACUACUUACCAGCCCCAGCCCGACAGCGUCUACCUGGUGCCUACCCCCAGCAAGACUCAGCAAGGCCACUACCAGGCCCCCGGGUCCAACCCACAGUUCCAGUCUCCCCCUGCCAAGCAGGCAUCCACGUUCUCCAAGCAGAUGCCCCAUCAUUCGUUUCCCAACUCAUCCCCAGACCUUUACCAGGUGCCCCCAGGGCCUGGCAGCCCCGCCCAGGACAUUUAUCAGGUGCCACCUUCUGCUGGGAUAGGGCACGACAUCUACCAGGUCCCCCCGUCCAUGGAUGCACGCAGCUGGGAGGGGACGAAGCCACCAGCAAAGGUGGUGGUGCCCACCCGCGUGGGGCAAGGCUAUGUGUUUGAGGCCUCCCAGCCAGAACAGGACGAGUAUGACAUCCCACGCCACCUGCUGGCCUCUGGGCCCCAGGACAUCUAUGAUGUGCCCCCUGUUCGGGGGCUGCUUCCCAGCCAGUAUGGCCAGGAGGUAUAUGAUACACCCCCUAUGGCUGUCAAAGGCCCCAACGGCCGGGACCCAUCACUGGACGUGUAUGACGUGCCUCCCAGUGUGGAGAAGGGCCUGCCGCCAUCCAACCACCAUGCGGUGUACGAUAUUCCUCCAUCGGUGAGCAAGGAUGUGCCUGAUGGUCCACUGAUGCGUGAGGAGACAUAUGACGUGCCCCCAGCCUUCGCCAAAGCCAAGCCCUUUGACCCAACCCGCCACCCACUGGUCCUUGCUGCACCCCCUCCAGACUCCCCACCAACUGAGGAUGUGUAUGACGUGCCGCCCCCUGCCCCUGACCUCUAUGAUGUGCCCCCUGGCUUGCGGCGGCCUGGCCCCAGCACCCUCUACGACGUGCCCCGGGAGCGGGCUCUUCCUCCCGAGGUGGCUGAUGGCAGCAUAGCUGACGACGGUGUGUAUUCGGUGCCCCCCCCAGCUGAGCGAGAGGCCCCUGCUGAUGCCAAGCGCCUGUCUGCCUCUAGCACGGGUAGCACGCGCAGCAGCCAGUCGGCAUCCUCGCUGGAGGCUGCAGUACCAGGCCGGGAGCCCCUGGAUAUGGAGGUGGCCAUGGAGGCCCUGUCACGGCUGCAGCAAGGUGUGAGCGCCACUGUUGCCCACCUCCUGGACCUGGUGGGCAGUGCCACCACGAGUGGGGCCUGGCGCAGCAACCCCGAGCCUCAGGAGCCUCCGGCACAGGACCUGCGGACUGCGGUGGCUGCCGUCCAGGGGGCUGUACAUGAGCUGCUGGAGUUUGCCCGCAGCGCUGUGGGCAAUGCCGCCCACACUUCUGACCGUACACUACAUGCCAAGCUCAGCUGGCAGCUGCAGAAGAUGGAGGACGUGUACCAGACUCUGGUGGCCCAUGGUCAGGCUCUUGACAGUAGAGGCCCAGGGGCCACUGCAGAAGACCUGGACCGCCUGGUGGCCUGCUCACGGGCUGUGCCCGAGGAUGCAAAGCAGCUAGGCUCUUUCUUGCAUGGCAAUGCCUCGUUGCUCUUCAGACGGACCAAGGCCCCUGUCCCGGGGCCUGAGGGGGGUGGCCCACUGUACCCCAACCCCGCCGACAAGGCCAGCAGCAUCCAGUCCCGGCCCCUGCCCUCACCCCCCAAGUUCACCUCCCAGGACUCACCAGAUGGGCAGUACGAGAACAGUGAGGGGGGCUGGAUGGAGGAUUACGACUACGUCCAUUUGCAGGGGAAGGAAGAGUUUGAGAAAACCCAGAAGGAGCUGCUGGAAAAGGGCAACAUCAUGCGGCAGGGGAAGGGCCAGCUGGAACUGCAGCAGCUGAAGCAGUUUGAGCGGCUGGAGCAGGAAGUGUCACGGCCCAUAGACCACGACCUGGCCAACUGGACACAGGCCCAGCCGCUGGCCCCAGGGCGGACGGGAGGGCUGGGGCCCUCUGACCGGCAGCUGCUGCUCUUCUACCUGGAGCAGUGCGAGGCCAACCUGACCACGCUGACCAACGCAGUGGAGGCCUUCUUCACUGCCGUGUCCACCAACCAGCCGCCCAAGAUCUUCGUGGCUCACAGCAAGUUCGUCAUCCUCAGUGCCCACAAGCUGGUGUUCAUCGGGGACACACUGUCGCGUCAGGCCAAGGCGGCUGACGUGCGCAACCAGGUGACCCACUACAGCAACCUGCUCUGUGACCUCCUGCGUGGCAUUGUGGCCACCACCAAGGCUGCCGCCCUACAGUACCCUUCGGCCACUGCCGCCCAGGACAUGAUGGACAGGGUCAAGGAGCUGGGCCACAGCACCCAGCAGUUCCGCCGUGUCCUGGGCCAGCUGGCAGCUGCCUGAGAGCAGACGACCACAGGGAUGGAGGGCAGAGGGAGCAGGGCAGUGAUGGUCCGAGCUGUCCCAAGAAAGUCACUACAUGUGGCUGUGGGCACAGGCAGCCUACAGCUCCACCCGGGCCCAGUGCCCAAGACUGACCAGGGAUUUGUAUAUAUUUAUGAUGGACCAGGAAGCAGGGCUGGGUCCUGGAGCUGAGGCCACGGGACGGGCUGGUGGUCCGCCCUCAGCUGGCCGGGGAGGGCCCCAGCAUGGGGCUAGGUCAGGGGUGCCCAGGUACCUCGACCUUGGGCUGACCCACUAGGGUGCUGUGUCCCCUCCAGUAGGGCAAACGCAGCUGUGGUGUGUUCCUUCUCUGCACCUGGAGAAAACCCUAAAGAACUAUUUUUCAUUAUUGAUUUUCCAAUCACUUGACUAAUAGUCUACAUUUAAAUAAAAUUUGAAAAAUGAAAAGCGGUCUACUGCGGUGUGGUGGGCAACAGGACCGUCUCUGGGAAGCCUGUUGUGUCCUCUCCUGUAGUGCUGCCAGGCAGGAGUGAUAAAUCGAGGUUAAGGUUGGGAGGGAAUAAGAGAUGUCCCCUGACACCCUAUUGCCAGUCAGCCUCACCUGACCCCACAGUGGGCAGCGGUGACCACUCAGUACUAACAGGGAGUCCCGUGGAAGAAGGGGCUGGAGCAGGCCUGGGGAGGGGGGCGUGUGCAGCCUCGCCUCUGCUGCCUCAUCCCUUCUGGCCUAGCCAGCUCGCCUCAGACUCCCCCUCACUUGCAGGGACAUAUGCAGGGCCAGGAGCCCGGGACCGCAUCCUCCCCAUUGGCAACCUUGGACAGGCUGCUUAGCUUGGGGUGGGUGGCAGAGACCCUGCAGCCUGGGACACGGUGGCUGGAGCAUGGGACAGGGCAUACAUAAGUGGAUGUCCCGGGGGGCCAGGGUGACGAGCUGGCACCUCCAGGCCUCGUCCCCUGGAAUGAGAACUCUGGCUGCUGUACCAUCACCCAGUUCAGUAGCACCCUUAGGUGCCCUUGGGGAGGAGCCUGGGACUGGGAAGCUGGUUCUAGGGGACCCUCAUAUCGGUAGCUCCCCAGCCUGCUGUGUUUCCAAAGGGCAGUGUCCAUCCUCUGAGCCCUGAGUUUGCAGCAGGGACAGCUGGGGCCAGGAGGCUGCCUGGGUCCAGAGGUUGGAGGAAUCCUGACCUCCCAUCCUUCAACCCCUGCUUCUGCAUGGAUGGCGGAGACCCCAAGACAAGGGAGCAUGUGAGGUGCCUGCGGGACUUCCUGGGGGACGGGGGAAGCCUGGCAGAGGUGUCCAGGGUGGCCCAGAGGGGGCAGCUGUGGGCUGGGGACAGGUAUGAGAAGGAAGGGGAUUUGGCCCCGUGAGGUGCCGUUGGUUGAGGGGAGUCAGCAGAAGGAGGCCUUGGAGCCUCGUGUGCCCUGCUUCCAGCGGCAGGCGGGCGAGGCUUCACUUGGGCUGCCUGAGUCUCGCACUUGCGAAAGCUACUGCCAGAGAGGAGGAAGCGGAAGACCACCUUCAGAAACGCCACGGUGAGGUUCAGAAGGUGGGGUGGGGUCUAUCCUGGGGGGCCCCUGUUAAAUUCCCCUUGCCUACCACGCUGCCUUGCCAUCCCUUCCCUAUCAGAGUUCUUAGACUGAGAAGCUCCUGGUUCCAGCAUGACCUGGGAGAUCAGAAGCUUCCCGGGAACCACAGGGGUGUGGAGCCCACCGCGGGCUCACCCUCUAGCACACUGUGGGGUGGACGGUGAGGCCCCCACAGCCUAGGGGGCAGGGGUUUGGGGGAGGCCUAGUUGACUGCCUAUCCCAGGCCUAUCCAGGCGUCGCCAUUCUCUUUGCACCCCACUUCAUGUGCCUGUGACCUUCCUGGCCACUCCCUGGGGAGGAAUGAGGAGGUCCCUCAGAGACCACCCCUGCCCCCCAGCCUAGCCCGCUGAAGACCAAGCUCGUGAGUAGAAUGAGGCCUUGGAGGCCCUGACACAGGCACGCACACCACUGACAUGUCUUUAAUCUGUUUAUUGGGGCUUUAGAGAAAUAGGGUCAGCAGGAAGGCUGUGGGGGGCCGUGGGUUCAGUUGGCAGCCAGGAUCUGCCGCACCCAGGGCAUGAGCUUAGUGACGCGGGCGUACACGCCAGGGCUGGAGGUGGAGCAGGUGCCGCUGCCCCAGGACACGAUGCCCACCAGGGUCCAGGCUCCAUCCUUCUGGCAGACCAGGGGGCCACCAGAGUCACCCUGUGGGAGAGGGAUAAGAGUGCUUGGAUCUGGCAGCUCACGUGGCCCUGGAUGCCAUCCCAGAGCCCAGUCUAGGACUUGACAGCCUUCAGUAGAAGCUCAGCGCGGGGCCAUUGGGGGGAUUAGGAAAAAAAUAUUAGCAAUUACUGUGGUCUGUGCCCUGGAAAUCAGGGUCACCCCUGAAGUGGGGUCCUAUGGUAAAGCUUCCAUAAAGCUAGUUUGAAAAAUAGGAGCAAAGCAUGGUGGUAAGUGAAGGGGCCACGCUGAGGGAGAAGGGUCCUCUGGAGCCCAUCUGCAACCCCUGUCCUGCUGCCCAGGCUGAGCACUGUACAACUCCAGGAGGUGCAUUUUGCUCAGAUGGUGUUAGCAGUGAAAUUUUGCCAUCUGGGAACUGACACCAGAGUCUCUCCUGGCACCUGUCCGCUGAGGACGUGGGUGAUCUCCAGGGCCGUAUCCUCCUCACUACUCUGGCAGGGUUGCCUAAGGAGAGAGGGGCAGGCCCUAAAAAGAGCCCUGCCUGCUAGUUCGUCUCUUUCCUCUUUUGCCCAAGACCCUGGGCUUCUGCCUGAACCCACACCUUGCUGGGAGGGAAGGGGCACCAGCAGAGCCCAAGGGGCCAUACCAUGCAGGAGGAGACACCGCUGGCACCGGCGCACACCAUGGUGUCGGUGAUCUUGCUGCCCCAGUACUUCUGGCACUCAGGGUUGGACAGGAGGGGCAGGGCGGCCUGCUGCAGCUUCUCGGGGGUGUUGGCAUCUGGAAGGGCAGAUGGGUGGUGUCAGCAACCACAGCCCCGCCUACCUGGCCAUCCCUGGCACGUGCCCACCCGCCUGCUGGCCACUCA
Messenger RNA from Talpa occidentalis (Iberian mole), 7142 nucleotides. It is a transcript of the gene BCAR1, whose product is annotated as BCAR1 scaffold protein, Cas family member. The record is from RefSeq and is a predicted model, not a curated record. Gene Ontology annotation, molecular function: protein binding. The coding region runs from base 1454 to 4066 and encodes 870 amino acids. Lineage: Eukaryota; Metazoa; Chordata; Mammalia; Eulipotyphla; Talpidae. Gene Ontology annotation, cellular component: plasma membrane; cytoplasm; focal adhesion. Gene Ontology annotation, biological process: cell surface receptor protein tyrosine kinase signaling pathway; cell migration. The transcript is spliced from 6 exons.